AUGCCCGACUCUCUCGCAGUCUUCCGGGGCACCACCCGCCAGGAGCUCAACAAGCUCGCAGAGGAGCACCUGGAGCACGAUCUACAGCCAUCUGAUCGCGAUAGGUUGAAUUCCGCUGCAUCCAAGCUUGGAACACACACUACGGUCGGGUCCCUCGUUGGCAUCGGGUUAGGGAUGUACAUGGCGUAUCGAGUACGGCGAGUGCGGAUGGACAUGUUUACUGCUUUCCGCAUCGUGGAGAAACCGACACAUGUGCAGUUUGCAAGCGGCAGAAUAGAGAUGGUUCCCGAUCUGACACCUUUCCUUCGACCCACUCUGCUGGGCGACAUUGCGACGUUCGGACUUUUCGCUGCGGGAGGAUUGUUCAUAGGUGGAGAAGCGGGGCUGCUCUGUGGCGUUUAUUCUGCGCGGAGAACUUUAGUGAAAGACCUGGAGUCCAAGUUGAGGAUUGAACGUGCAUUUGCGAGACUGAGGGCUGACAUUCUUCGGCGCCAGGCUGAUGCCUUGGACGGCGGGAAGUCUGACUCUAAUCCAGAGAAGGUGGCCGAGGUAUUCUAA
This is a messenger RNA of Paracoccidioides lutzii Pb01, 558 nucleotides long. RefSeq lists its product as hypothetical. Bases 1 to 558 code for a protein of 185 amino acids. The transcript has 2 exons. The record is from RefSeq and is a predicted model, not a curated record.